Messenger RNA from Penaeus monodon (black tiger shrimp), 3144 nucleotides. RefSeq names its product homeobox protein TGIF2-like. The record is from RefSeq and is a predicted model, not a curated record. Gene Ontology annotation, biological process: regulation of transcription by RNA polymerase II. NCBI's taxonomy places the organism in Eukaryota, Metazoa, Arthropoda, Malacostraca, Decapoda, Penaeidae. Gene Ontology annotation, molecular function: RNA polymerase II cis-regulatory region sequence-specific DNA binding; DNA-binding transcription factor activity, RNA polymerase II-specific.
CAGGACGGGCUCCACCGUCAGUCACGUGGUGGGUGCUCUCCCAGGCGAACGUGCAGGACCGUGUGCUACCAAGAUUCUUUCAAACUGUCCGUUUGCAGCUUCUCACCGCGUACUUUGCAGCAGCCUGUUGUCGAUCUCUGCCUGGCCGACGAGAGAUCCUGUCUAGAGCGAGUGACAUUUAGUGAAGUGAACGUGAAAGUGUUAUUUUGAACUGAGGGGUCGUGUUUGGCGCGCGUCGUGGCCCCACGUGGUAUACUUCAGUGUGUCAUUAUCUUGCUCCAGCUGUGCCCUUUUCACUUCGUAGGAGGCGAAAUCAGCCAACUCCACGAGUAUUUCUCGAUAGUCGAGAAGAGAGUAAGAGAAGGCAGCAAACUUUCAUCAGACAGCACGAUGCGCGUCGCCAAGUGACAGCAGGAGUUGACAGUUGAAAGCUCGUGGAAACCUCCCGCCGCCUCGCCCGCCCGCACACCCAAGACCGCGCUCGGGAACUUCUCAGAAAGGACCUUUGCGCUGUAGUGAGACGGCCUCGACCUCAGACAAGGCGGAUAUUCAAACAUCAUGCAUUACUUCUCAGACAAUUCCCAGGAUGGAGAACUUUAUGUAACAGGUCGCGAGAGGUCCUCCUCGUCCAGCACAGACGACCCUUCCUCGGGCGGAGACGACUCCUACCUGAGGGCGGCCGCAGCGGCUGCGAGGAAGCGCCGCGGAAACCUACCCAAAGAGUCGGUCAAAAUUUUGAAAAAAUGGCUCUACGACCAUCGCUACAACGCUUACCCGUCCGACGAGGAGAAGCUGCAGCUGUCCCGCGCCGCUAACCUGUCGGUCCUUCAGGUGUGCAACUGGUUCAUCAACGCCCGGCGGAGGAUCCUGCCCGAGAUCAUCCGCCGCGAGGGCCAUGACCCCGAGAAGUACACAAUCACCCGACGGGCCAAGAAGUUGAAGGGCGUGUCCCCCCGCGACCGCAUCGACCCCGAGGAAUACUCCCGCCCCGCCCAGAACGACUACGCCCGUGCGCGCCCGAGAUGGGAGUCCGCCGAUCUCCCCGACCACGACUACGACUUCUCCAUGGAGUCCCGGGUGGCGUCGUGGGUGGCAGAGCAGCAGAGAGUGUCAGCUAAGCCCCACUACGAGGCCGUGUGCCCUUGCGGCUGUGGCUCCGACGCCGACCACACUCCAAACUACAGCGGUUCCACCACUACGCCCACAGCACCUACGCCUACCACCCCCACUUCAGCUCCCAACUUUGCUUCAGAAGUCACGGCACCAGCAACCACCACAACAACAAAUUCCCCGAUAUACACGGAUACAACACACUCCCCCGCAUACACCCCCCACGACUCGCCCCUCUACCCCCCGUCCACACCGGAGCACUACGUUCCUCAGACAGAAUAUGCUCACCACCCCUACACCACGCCUGCUCAGGUCACCCCGCCACCCACGCCCCCAGAGGACGAUGCCGACAAGUUCAAGUGCCUGUACAUGCUGGUGGAUGCUGCCCUCAGUCAGUGGGAGAAGCAGAACGCCUCCCCGCCUCCUCAAGACGCCCUCGACACCACACGGACCUACCUCAGCCUUUAACGCGGCCGCAACAACCGGUGUAACGAGACUAUGCCAUCUGAUUUUUGUAUAGAGUGGAUUGUUGGGCAAGUGCAGUUUCUUGGUUCACUAGAGUACAGAACAACGGGAUUCGUGAGUGAAAAGUCCCUUGGCGUAUCGCUUCCUCCCAGCCUGUAUAUAUCUUGCACCUACGGACCAAGUUUAUAUACAGAACAGUCUUUUGUUCUUUUAUCUUUACCUGUGAAGUAUAGGAAUUGCUCACAGUUUAGUGAAUAAUUAUUGGUUCACUUGAUGUCAUGUUGGUUUUUGGUUGUGACUUUAUAAAUUUUAGUUACAAAAGACACCAUUUUUAAUUUGACUGUGUUGAUUGUUAACGCACGACUGUCAGGUAUUUCGGGAUUAGUACAACGAUUCUGAGCCUUGAGGGACGCUCUCAGGUUAGGCUCUUGGUCGGACGUCGGAGGAUGAACUCUAACCCUUGGCAGUGAUUUGGUAGUUCGAACAUACUAACCAAAUAAUGAGGUAGCUGUUGAUUUAUGUCCUCUAUAGUACAAUGGAUUACCUUGCAAUGAUACAGAGUUUUUAGUUUUUCUGACCCGUUAUUUUUAGGUGACCCUUGUAUUAUCACGACUUAUCAAGAUUAGUGUAGUUUAUAGAACAUUCCAAAAUUGUUGUUGGUCUACCCUCACCUCAGAGUAGCGGGCGAGGGCGGGCAUCGCAGCCUCGGGAGCCGUCCUUGCUGGACCUGACGCCCGCCCGCCGCCCUGCCUCUGAUCUUGUCUCUGCCUUAAAGACAUAUCGCUCAAAGCCCUAAGAAAACGUGUAUACAUGUGCCUUAGUCAUGUCCAUUGCAGAGUCGACUGUUCUCGAGGUCAACGCCCACCUACGCCGGCAGGGGAGGUUCACGGACCUACUUAAUGGGUCUCACAAAUACACUAGUGUUUGGGGAAGUACAAGUCAUUUCCCAGUCUGUUUCAAUACGUAUAUUGCAGUGUAUAUAUAUUACAAUGUUAUAUUAACUAAAUGUAUAAUAAGAUUUUGAAAAUAUUUUUACAGAACUGCACUGAGCACUAAAGUCAGUAACCAAGAAGGUCAAGUUUAUUGUUUCAAAGUAAUUGUCUGUAUAAAGAUGAAUACAAAGUAUUUGUGCCAUUGGUAUUUAUAUACCAUGAUAUGCCAACUGCCAUCGUGAGUACUCCAUGCAAGUAGUGAUAACUAUAAUGUUGUUAGUAGUUCAUUGAAUAUAAGAAGUGUGUUCCGAGUGUGACCAUCGUGACCACGGUGCUUUCCUCUCACCUCUUGCCACGCAACUCCUUUCUUUCACCCAUUCUGCCUUUUCAAUUUAUUUGUUACUUGAAUAUGUCUGUUUGAAAGUGUAGUAUAUUUUAAAACUAUUAAUGAUUAUAGUGUAGAUAAAAUUAAUAUUUCUGUUGAGAAUGUGUGAUCGAAGGUUGCAAUGGUCGGAGCGUGGGAGGAAGCAACUUGGUCACGGACUUGAGUAGCGCCAGGAACGUAGUCCAUUACUAGCGCGUGUACUGUACAUUAUGCAGAAUAAUUAUAUUAGAAAAUAAAAAAAAUAUCUUACUA